AUUUCCCCAUCCUUUCUCAAAUCUUAAUUUGCCAUUCCAUCCAAAAAAAAAAUAAAUAAAAAUGGCUACUCACAAAGCUCAUUGCUUGAUUUUGGCAUAUCCACUUCAAGGUCAUAUCAACCCAAUGCUCCAAUUCUCCAAACGUUUGCAAUCCAAAGGUGUUAAAAUCACUAUAGCACUUACAAAAUCAUUCUUGAAAAACAUGAAAGAAUUGCCAACUUCAGUGUCAACCGAGGCCAUCUCUGAUGGCUACGAUGAGGGUGGCAUCGACCAAGCAGGAUCUUAUGUGUCAUACAUAAAAAGAUUCAAAGAAGUUGGCUCGGAUACUCUGUCUCACCUUAUUCAAAAAUUGACAAAUUGUGGAUGCCCUGUAAAUUGCAUAGUGUAUGAUUCAGUCCUUCCUUGGGCUGUUGAAGUAGCAAAGAAUUUUGGAUUAUUUAGUGCUGCAUUUUUAACACAAAAUUGUGUAGUGGAUAAUAUUUAUUACCAUGUACAUAAAGGGGUAAUAACACUUCCUCCUUGUACUCAAGUUGAUCAAGAAAUAUUAAUUCCUGGAUUAUCAUGUAUAAUUGAGAGUUCAGAUGUGCCUAGUUUUGAGUCAAAUCCUGAACCAGAUACAUUAGUUGGCUUUAUGGUGAAUCAAUUCUCAAAUCUUGACAAAGUGGAUUGGGUCCUAAUAAACAGCUUCUAUGAAUUGGAGAAUGAGGUAAUUGAUUGGAUGUCCAAGAUUUAUCCAAUCAAGACAAUUGGACCAACAAUACCAUCCAUGUACUUAGACAAGAGGCUACAUGAUGACAAAGAGUAUGGGCUUAGUAUCUUCAAGCCAAUGACAAAUGAAUGCCUAAAUUGGUUAAACCAACAACCAAUUAGGUCAGUGUUGUAUGUAUCAUUUGGAAGUAUGGCCAAAUUAAAAGCUGAGCAAAUGGAAGAAUUGGCAUGUAGUUUGAAGAAAAGCAACAGAAACUUCUUAUGGGUAGUUAGAUCCUCUGAAGAAUCCAAACUUCCCAACAACUUUUUGGAGGAAUUAAAACUAACAAGUGGCAAUAAUAAAGGCUUAGUGGUGUCAUGGUGUCCACAAUUACAAGUGUUGGAACAUGAAUCAAUAGGGUGUUUCCUGACGCACUGUGGGUGGAAUUCGACUUUAGAAGCAAUUAGUUUGGGAGUGCCAAUGGUGACAAUGCCACAAUGGACAGAUCAACCAACAAAUGCAAAACUUGUGAAGGAUGUUUGGGAGAUGGGAGUUAAAGCCAAACAAGAUGAAAAAGGGAUAGUUAGAAGAGAAGUUAUUGAAGAAUGUAUAAAGCUAGUGAUGGAAGAAGAGAAAGGAAAAUUGAUUAGGGAAAAUGCAAAGAAAUGGAAAGAAUUGGCUAGAAAUGCUAUGAAUGAAGGUGGAAGUUCAGAGAAAAACAUUGAAGAAUUUGUUUCCAAGUUGGUGAUUAUUUCUCCUAAGUGAUUAAGUAGUUAAUUAAGAGCCAUAAAAUAUAUUGAAGAAGUUAAUUUGUAUUUUGCAAUUUCUUUUUCUGAUUGAAGUAGCAAAGUUUGACCUGAA
This is a messenger RNA of Solanum dulcamara, 1549 nucleotides long. Its product is annotated as UDP-glycosyltransferase 74G1-like. Bases 62 to 1453 code for a protein of 463 amino acids. The record is from RefSeq and is a predicted model, not a curated record. NCBI's taxonomy places the organism in Eukaryota, Viridiplantae, Streptophyta, Magnoliopsida, Solanales, Solanaceae. Gene Ontology annotation, molecular function: UDP-glycosyltransferase activity. The transcript has 2 exons.